Molecule: messenger RNA, 2824 nt
Organism: Cheilinus undulatus (humphead wrasse)
Lineage: Eukaryota; Metazoa; Chordata; Actinopteri; Labriformes; Labridae
Gene: dync1li1
Product: dynein, cytoplasmic 1, light intermediate chain 1
Exons: 13
Coding region: 119-1576 (485 amino acids)
Biological process (GO): microtubule-based movement; microtubule cytoskeleton organization
Cellular component (GO): cytoplasmic dynein complex; centrosome
Molecular function (GO): dynein heavy chain binding
Source: RefSeq, a predicted model, not a curated record
UUGUGCGGGCGGACCACGCCCCGGCCCCGGCGUGCGGUGCGGCGGUGCACCACCAGGCUAGCUUAGCACACCGCCGCUACAUCCGGGCGCUCUGCUUCGGUGUACAAACCCUGCGAAGAUGGCGACUUCAGGGAGGAGUGCGUUAUUAUCCUCCACCUCAGCUGGACCCAAGAACACACUGGAGAACUCCACUGCAGAGGAGGAGGACGGACAGGACUUAUGGUCCACCAUCCUUAGUGAAGUGUCAACCCAUUCAAGAUCAAAGCUACCGUCGGGGAAAAAUGUCCUGGUCAUGGGUGAGGUGGGCUCGGGGAAGACCACCUUGGUGGCAAAACUACAGGGUGUUGAAGAAUACAUGAAGGGACGUGGCCUGGAAUACCUCUACUUUAAUGUCCAUGAUGACGACAUUGAUGACCACACCAGGUGUAACGCCUGGGUGUUAGAUGGAGACCUCUACCACAAAGGUCUGCAGGGAGUAGCCGUCCCAGUGGACUCGAUCGGUGACACGUUGCUACUGAUAACGCUGGACAUGUCAAGACCUUGGAACGCGUUGGACUCUCUCCAGAAGUGGGCUGCCGUCGCUAGGGAACACAUCGACAAACUCCGAGUUGCCCCGGAAACGCUGCGGGAGCUGGAGCACAGACUUGUAAAACAGUUCCAGGAGUACACAGAGCCGGGCAGUGGGGAAGAUGGGACUCCACAGAGGAGGAAUGAAGAUGAGGAGAGUGUGCUGCUGCCGUUAGGAGACAACACACUAACACAUAACUUGGGAAUACCAGUGGUGGUGGUCUGCACUAAGUGCGACGCCAUCAGCACGUUGGAGAAGGAGCAUGACUACAGAGACGAACACCUCGACUUCAUCCAGUCUCACAUCAGACGUUUCUGUCUGCAGUAUGGUGCAUCUCUGGUUUACACAUCAGUGAAGGAGAUGAAAAACCUGGACAUCCUGUACAAAUACCUGGUCCACAGACUCUACGGUUUUCCCUUCCACUGCAUGGCGCAAGUAGUGGAAAGAGACGCUGUCUUCAUUCCAUCAGGCUGGGAUAAUGAGAAAAAGAUCGCCAUACUUCACGAGAACUUCCAGACGGUAAAAGCCGAAGACAGCUUUGAGGACGUAAUAGUCAAACCGCCCGUCAGAAAGAUUGUACAUGAAAAGGAGAUUCAGGCAGAAGAUGACCAGGUGUUUCUGGUAAAACUGCAGUCGUUGCUCGCCAAACAGCCCGCUGUGACAGCAGGGCGACCAGUGGACACCACCAGCAGAGCACCCACCGGUUCACCCAGGACGAGUAACCGCUCUGCAGCGGCCAACGUAGCGAAUGCAAUGCCACAGUCAGGUCAGACCAGCGAGGGUGUGUUGGCCAACUUCUUUAACAGUCUAUUGACAAAGAAAGCAGGAACAGGAGGUCCUGGGACGCCAGGCGGAGGCAACAACACUCCAGGAACAGUACGCAAGUCAGGUUCUAAGUUGGGCCUGGGCGAUGUACAAGCAGAGCUGGACCGCAUAUCUAGUCGGGAGAGCGACUCGGACUUGCCCAAUGCCAACGAGACCCCCGCCACCGAUGGCCAGGACACAUGAAGACCAUCGCACUUCACCCUGCUCUCCUUCUCUCCUCCCCCACUCCCCCUGCCUUCCUCCUCAGUGGUCUCCCCCCUCUCUCCCUCAUCCUUCCUUCCUCCACUCGAUGCGGGGAGAAAGAGGGAUGUUGGGGAGAAGGAGGGGUGGAUGCACAGAUUUGCCUCCCCUGUCAUCUUUCACUUUCAGAAGAACACGCCCCCUUUUUCUCCUACACCUUUUUCUCCUUUUACUUCCCCUUCUCUCUUCUCUUCCUGGCUGUUACGCUGAGGGCGAGUAUUUGUCACUGUUACAUACAAGACUGUCUGUUACAUGGAGUAAACGGAUUUGGGGGACCAAUGGGGGAGAGGGGGUUGUAGAGAGAUGAGAGGAAGGGUUGAAGAAGAGUGGUUGAAUGAAUGAAAGCGUGGGUGUGUUAUCCAUCCAUUUCUUGUGAUGGUGCGGUUAGAGUUUUUACUGUAGGAACAGCUGAAGGACGCAUGUGGAAGAGUCUGUACUUAGGUACUGUAGGGAUGAGUGUGUGACUGUGUGUUUCAUGUAUGUGGGGAAGGUCACGCUUGGCCAGAGGAAGAGAUUGAGAACAAAAAAAAUGCCUGAAACACAACUGCGAACAGUCUUGUUUUUUAAAAAUGAAGGGAAAAACAUACCAGUAUUUGUGUGUGUGUGUGAUUGUGCGUGUGAGUGAGAGAGAGUGAUUAUUAAGUUAAACCAACCUAGACCUGUAUGUCGAGAGAUUUUUGGCUGUUGGCAUUUCAACCAAAAGGCGAAACAUUACUAUGCUCUUACACUACAAGCUCUUAAAACGGUGCAUACUCUAUUAUAACAGCAGCACUGUCUGCUAGACUACACAAACCAAACCUGAAGAGAAGAAAAUAUCGCACUCCAGCACUAAGUCCUGUGUACAAGACACUUCAUGACACUCAGUUCUACAAUUGGCCAAAACUUGUCCUGGUGGUACAUACUACUCCAGCCUGUAGAUAACAGACAGUGCACUGAAAAAAGGGAGGGGAGGGGGGGUAGAGGGUGUGUAGGUGGGUAGCUGAGCUUUACUUGUACAGAAAGAAGCACUAGUGAUUCAGUUGAAUAGUUACUGCGGGCAGGUUGGUGGGUGGUCAGAACAAGGGAGGGUCACACCAAGAAUGUACAGUCAUCGUCUCGCUGAUUGGUCCUGUUAUUUCAGAGUUCUGUGUUGGCGUUUGUAUAAUCAGAUCUGUUAAUCAGUCAAAUAAAAGUUGUAUUUAUUCGGGUUCA